AAAUAUGUUGGUCGAAGGUAAAGAAAAUUGUAUAAUUACAGUUGCAUUAAAACGGACAUAAGAAAGUUGCGGAAUGUUUGACAGGUUUGAAGAUAGAAAGCUUGGAUUUAUUGAAAGGGAUCGGUGCUUCGAAAUACAGCAGUGUGGCAGGGUCGGCUACUGUUGUCAAUGAAAUUAAAGGGAAGGAGAAAGUGGGUGAUUGCGCUGGAAAGAGCUUACUUGCUGAAAUACCAGAUUUGAACAUCCCGACGUAUUAUGAAGGAGAGUUUGUAGCCCAGUCAGAUGACGUGGCACUUAGGCAGAAGAAAAGGCUGGCUUCUAGUAUGACAGGAGAGGAGGAAAUAGUUUUCCAGCCGGCGAAAAGGCCAUGCGUAUAUGUGAGACAACGUAGGAAGAAAGUUGUUUUUGCAAUCUCGUCUUUUGUACUAGGGCAAUGCUACAAGGAGAUAAGGCACGCAGUGGCCAACCCGGGGUCGCGGAACAUGAAGCAAUCUUUCAGGGGUACGCGUCCUCGCAUUUGGUUCAAGCAUGAGGAGCCAGAUUUGCUGGAGAUGACUGGGGACGAAUUUGUAGAUCAGUUUACUGGUUUGUGUGGACUGAAUUACAGAGGAUUUGUUGUGGUCAUAAGGAUGAUGUGGGAGGUUGAGCUGACUUGGAUGACACCUGCACAACGAAACCGUUGGAGGCACAUCUUGCUACCUCUCUGGGCGGAGCUGGUGGCGUAUGACAAAAAUUAUCUUGCUAAUUCAAAGGUGAAAGAAAUGUUCACAAGUGAGGUUUGGGGGUAUGAUCUGCGUUGCUGCAGGAUGAUAAUGGCGCCGAGAAGGGAUAGAGAGCAAUACUGGACAUUGUAUGCUAUUGACAUGAGCGAAUGCAUUGUGCAUGUCCUUGAUCCAAGGGAUUCAUGCAUUGGAGAGGAACGUCUCCUGGAAAAACACAGUGGCAUUUGUGAGAAGCUGAUUACUGGAUUAGGCAAGUGUGCAAGAGAGUUCUGUAAGGGCUGGGAAGUGGUGCCCGAGAAGUUUACAUACAAGUGUCACGAGGAACUUCAUGGGCCAGCAGACAUUGACGAAUCUGCGUUCGACAUGGUGCACUAUUUCAAAUACUUCGACGGGAAAUCGCUGGUGAAUGGGAGAUCAAAGGAGUGGAAUAAACAACUGAAGGGCAAUGUGUUGCAGAUGGUUCUGGGAAUGAAAGGGAACAAAGGAUGCCCGCCUAAAGGCGUCCUUGCGCCUGAAGUCUAG
Messenger RNA from Triticum dicoccoides, 1244 nucleotides. RefSeq lists its product as uncharacterized. Lineage: Eukaryota; Viridiplantae; Streptophyta; Magnoliopsida; Poales; Poaceae. The transcript has 8 exons. The record is from RefSeq and is a predicted model, not a curated record. Bases 324 to 1244 code for a protein of 306 amino acids.